This is a messenger RNA of Electrophorus electricus (electric eel), 3437 nucleotides long. RefSeq names its product family with sequence similarity 131 member Ab (gene fam131ab). NCBI's taxonomy places the organism in Eukaryota, Metazoa, Chordata, Actinopteri, Gymnotiformes, Gymnotidae. The record is from RefSeq and is a predicted model, not a curated record.
GUCUUACUUCAAAUCAGCUCUCUUUCUGUGAAUCACAGUGUUCAGGAAUAGCAAGCAUUCUUUCUACUUCGUUUUUCAUAGUCCACAUCAUCCAUGCCUGAAGUGACCCAUUAGAAAAGAUACAUAUACAGAAUGCAUUGUUGUCUUACUCCAGAGCCUGCCAGUCACACGUGCUUUAUUAUACUAGUUUAUGGAUAAUGGGUCUCCUGGUGGCAAUAUUCGAAUAGCCAGUUCAGCCUGCUGUCUGUCGACAGAGAGAGAGGGUGCUAUUUUGUUAGCUUUGUGGUUAAUAUAGAGAUAGUCUAUUGGUGUGUAUCCGGUAUAUAACAAUUGAACUGUGAUAAUGUUUUUCUGACGUUUGGAGUUUAUGCUGGCAAAAAAAUGAACAAACUAACAAAAAGUAGAUCUUUGUCCCUGGGCUUUGGCACGCUAUCUAUGCGCACCAUUUGAGGAUCUGGACCAAAAAGAAACCAGAUCUCUUCCCGUGAUUCACAGUGUUCAGGAAUAGCAAGCAUUCUUCGUUUUUCAUCAUUCACUUCAGAGCAUCAGCAGGCCCCCGAAGCAAAGUGAGCAGCUCCCACGCAUCAAUUGGUCCAUUAGAAAAGAUGAUACUUAUAUAGAAUUUAUUGUUGUCUCACUCCAGAGCCUACCAGUCACACACGCUUUCUUAUACCAGUAUAUGGAUAAUGGGUCUCCUGGUGGCACUAUUCAAAAGACAGGGCAUUAUUUAAUUAACUUAGGUAGUUAAUCGGAGAUAAUCUAUUGCCGUUUAUCUGGGACAUUACAAUUGAACUCUGAUAAUGUCUUUCUGAUGUUUAGACUUUGGUCUGGCAAAAAAUAACCCUAGCAGACCUUUGUCUCUGGUCUUUUAGGCAUGUUAGCGAAAACGACAUAUAGACUUAGUUUAGGUUUUCAAAAAAGGUAAUGUUAUUUAAAUAUAACAGAAACUUAAUGGGGUUUAUGUCAAGCACAGAGAACGUCUCACUAUUAUACCUCAUACGACAACACAGUUUGUACUGACUGGUGAUUUCAAUUGAGUUUCCAACAAAAUGUAGUAAUUUCCACGUUUUAAAUAGAAAAUUAUUUUUAACCUUUCUGGGAAUGAUAAAUAUGUAAUUAACUAAACCAUCAGAGUGGUUAGAUACCUGAUUUUGUCUUCGGUUCCUCACCCUGCAUUUCAUUAACUGUUCACCAGUUAGUUUUCUAAUUAUUCGCAGGUCAUUCGAUGUAAUUAGCAAUUAAUUCCUAAUGAUUUUUCCCAAAUAGAAUCUUCAGUGACGACUCUUGUAAAGGAUUUUGCCUUGAGGUAAUGUAAUUUAACGACCACAUUGAGUGUGGUUGGUUCAUAGCCUUUUUCUAGACAAAGGCCUAUACCACUCGCAAUGCUCUCCAUGCAACGAUCCACAGGAUCUACAGUAUGUGGGUGUCACUUGUUGUAGAUCGUUUAAAAGAAGCUUUACAGUGCGCAACUGAAUUGUAUCCCUCGAUGUAGCGCAUGUGACGUCAUCUGAGAAUCAAGCCGCAUAUCCUGGGAGAAUGUGUUCCAUGGUGACCGGUUGCUAUAGAAAUGCUCGUUUUUGAUUAAGUUGGUCGACGAGACACCGUUUAACCGGCAUAGGGGCGCGCGCGAGAGAGUGGGCUAUCCACUGGCCGACUACGUGGCAUGUCUGCGAGGACCGUCUCGCGCUGCACGGUGUUUUCCAUGGAAAAGCUUCUCUUUCUCUGCGGUGCGAGCGGGGAGCCAGCCACUGUGGUAAAUGUUGAGAACCCUAACAAUAUGUUACCGAAAUCCAGAAGAGCUCUCACUAUUCAAGAGAUUGCAGCACUUGCUAGAUCUUCACUUCAUGGCAUCUCUCAGGUGGUUAAGGACCAUGUGACAAAACCCACAGCAAUGGCCCAGGGACGAGUGGCACACCUCAUUGAGUGGAAGGGUUGGUGUAAGCCCACAGACACACCCGGUGCCCUGGAGUCUGACUUCAACUCCUACUCUGACCUCUCGGAGGGUGAGCAGGAGGCACGCUUCGCCGCAGGUGUUGCUGAACAGUUUGCAAUUGCAGAGGCUAAACUUCGUGCCUGGUCUUCAGUAGAUGGCGAUGAGUCUAAUGAUGAUUCAUACGAUGAAGACUUCCUUCCUGUCAAUGAACCUACCACCCAGAGUACAGAUCUUUCGUCGUACCCUCAUUAUCUGCGGGACCUGUUACACACACAGGUGUGUCAGGCUCACUUGCAGAGUCGAGGUUUGUAUGAGGUUGAAAGCGGCGUAGGUGUUGAUCUUUCCCCUCCCGUGGGGUCACCAGGGUCACCAGGGUCACCGUCAGACACACUCUGUUCAAGCAUGUGCAGCUUAGAUGAGAGACACCCACUGCUUCGUGACCUCAGUCACCGUGGCGACACCCCAGCAGCUGACCUUGCUGCCAAGAUACUGAGGGUGCUGCAUGGUGGGGAGGAGGUACUCCUGGCCCGCCUCCAGAGGGCGGGACACAGGCCGGGCCACUCGCCAUGUUGCCUGGCAACAUACUCUGAGACAUUUGAAGAAGAGGACACACCCUGUAAAGACUGUGGGGGUGGAGUCUGCUGCCAACCAGAAUAUUCCACAAGGAGGAAGGUGUCAGACGUCGCAUCUUCUGGUGUAGUUUCACUGGAUGAGGAAGAUGAAGAUGAAGGUGCUGAAGAGGUAGAGGAAGAGGAGAGAGAGCCAUAACUGUGCAUUAUUUGCUUUCCUUUGAUCCUCCUCAAGUACCUGAGUUCUCCUUCCUGGUUGGGAAUGACUCGGCAUGUUUCUUUUGGACUCCUCCGUUUUCAUUUAAAUAAGGCUUCCCAGCCACUGGUCUAAUUUGAAAUUUUUUAUUAUAUUUUAUUUUAUUCACAGCGUCUCAACAAUCUUUCCUACCAUGCAGUGGAAGGAGAUUUCAAACCUGAACAGACAAAACAACAAAAAGCAAAGAUUAGGUUUAAAACUAACACCUAAAAAAACCCAGACUCCAGUCAUUUAAUGCGGAGGAAUCAAAGACUGAAAGCAAAUGAACUGAAACAUUUCUUGCAUGUGUUUCAAACCUGAUCUUUUAAACAUUCAGUUCUGACCACUUGGUCUUUAGCACGGUUUGUGAAUUUGGCUUUCUUGUUUAGCCCAACCCAGAUCUUUGGCCCCACUGCAUUCUGGGUCCUGGUAAAACCCAACCCCUUCCCCCUUAUGAGACACAGUUGCAUCUUUUGGGCAUGGCUGCUUGCUAAGCAAACUUUAAAUAUCUGCCAAACUAUUUUAGCCUGUCACAGUCUGCUCCAAGAAAAUGCUGGAAUGUUGAAUGUUUGUACAAUGAUGGGAAUAUGUAUUUCAAAACAAAGCAUAUCAAUACAAGAUCAAUUUAGAUUUUAUAAAACAAAUUUUUACUUGUAUAAUAAUAAUUAAAUAUUAUUAAAUAAACAAUAAUAAUUAUUAU